Molecule: messenger RNA, 660 nt
Organism: Penicillium taxi
Lineage: Eukaryota; Fungi; Ascomycota; Eurotiomycetes; Eurotiales; Aspergillaceae
Exons: 2
Coding region: 1-660 (219 amino acids)
Source: RefSeq, a predicted model, not a curated record
AUGUCUAACUUAACUAUUGAAAUGAAAGCCAAAGCGAAAGUCGAGACAUCUUCCAUGUCGAGCUCCAGUAGUUCUACAACCGUCAAUCUUCCUUCAUUCUCUCCAUCACUCAAUCUUCCAGUCAAUGCCAUGGGCAUUCUUUCCUUUCGCUUUCCCACUCCCGAUUUUCAGACCGAAAUCAUCAUCAACCGCCUAGAUGGCAGCAUAGCCUAUGUCUCCACGCACGAUCGAUCCUGGUCCGGCGAUAGCAUCUUGCCGCGUCCUAAGGCUGGGAGUUUGAUUCAAACUGAAUACUUUGGUCUGCGUAAUCCUAUCCUACGACUCUUGCAGACCUCGAGUAUAGUUCCGGAUGAGGUUCAAGCCACGCCGAGAUGGCUAUUGCGAUCAGCGCGCUUUAAUAUACCUGCUAGUGCGGAGUAUGAAUGGAAGUAUGCGGGAGAGAAACGGGAAGAUGGAAAAGUCAAGUUAAUUGUACUGCGCGCCGUAGACUCUGAACUAUCGUGUAAUGGCGGCAAGUUGGAGAUUGAUGACGGGGCAUUGCAGGGGCUUGAGGUGAACGAGUGGGUGAUUGUCGCAACCUGUCUGGUCAUGUUAAAACGGGAGGUUGAUCGACGUCGAAGCAUUCAAUUUGCAAUGAUGGCCGGUAGUGGCGGGAGUUGA